This is a messenger RNA of Salpingoeca rosetta, 1740 nucleotides long. RefSeq lists its product as uncharacterized. Bases 1 to 1740 code for a protein of 579 amino acids. The transcript is spliced from 14 exons. Lineage: Eukaryota; Choanoflagellata; Craspedida; Salpingoecidae. The record is from RefSeq and is a predicted model, not a curated record.
AUGAGUUGCUUUUCCGACAUGGAGGAGCUUGAGGGCAUUGCCUUCUUCUCCCCAGUGGCCCGCGAGCUUGCUGAGAAGAAAGUGCUGCAGCAGCGCCACGAAGACGAGCUCAAGCGCCAAGAGGAAGAGCAGCAGCGCCUGGCGGAAGAAGCUGCAAAGCGCGAGAAGGCUGAGCGGAUUGAGGCUCGCCGGCUCAAAGCCGAGCAGCGGCUGCAAGAGCUUGCACAGCGACGCGCAGAGGAAGAAAACCAAGAGGCCGAGCGGCUGCGCCAGCUGCAGAUACAACAAAAGCAAGAGGAAGCGGAACGCAAGAAGCAAGAGGAAGAAGAACGAAAGCGCCAGGAGGAAGCCGAGCGCAGGCGACAGGAGCAGCUCAGAAAGGAGCAAGAAGAGGCCGAGCGUGAGCGACAGCGCAAGCUGGAAGAAGAGCGCGAAGAGAAAAAGCGCCAGCGGCUUCAGCACCAGCGCGAGCAGGAGAUUGCUGCAGAGAAGCGGUGGCUGAAGAUUCAGGCCGAGUCUGGGAACAUCAAGGUGACGAAGAAGGAUGGUGUGUUUGUCGUCACGUCGCUCAAGCCGACUGUCACCGUUGAUGACACCAUGUUCACCUGGCUCUCCCAAGCACGCGACCUCGAGGGCGUUCCGUACGAUGUUGUGGAGACGAAGCGGGAGGAGGACGAGGCGCCCAAGCCGCGGGCGCUGCUUGCACCGCGCAAACCGGGACCAGAGGGCAUCAUUGCCGACCGCGAACGCCUCAAGCGCAUGCAGAAGGACAAGGAGAACGCAAACAAAGCGCUGCUUGAGUACGAGGCGCGUGACGACGAGCAGCUUCGGCGUGGGCUCGGUGACAUCCUGUCUGGCCUUGAUGGCCCGCACCGCCACGCCGCCCUGCUUGAUCUGUACACGCUGCACGCCGCCAUGAUUGCGCUGCACGGUGUGGACGGAUACGAGAAGCACCUCAAGGACCCAAACCUCAACGCCAACAUGGCCAAAGUGCCCGACCUGAUGCACGAGAUCCUCGAGGAGGCGCCUGGGAACAUCUUUGCAAUGGCCAUUCUUGGCAUGAUGCAAUUUGCGGGCGAGGCUGUCCUGCGCCAUCGCGUCGCGAACAUGAACAUCAUCCCACACGACUACGAGGAAUGGGUUGGCUGGAUGGUUGGCUCGCGCCUGUUCUUCGAGUACCUUGAGUGGUGGAACACUGCGCCGGAGAACGAGCAGCCCGACACGCCCUGGACCCUUCGCGACGAGGAGCGCAUGCUGGCCGUGCCUGUUCCCGACAACGUGAAGACGGGCGCAAAGGAAAAGAUGACACAACUCAUCAGCGCCUAUCUCGCGCCAGGCCUGGUCCAGCGCAUCAUGCCCGACCUGAUGGCAAAGCUCCCACUUGCGUACUGCCGCCUGGACAAGACGCAGGACGAGCUGGAGAAGAUGCUGCGCGACUUUUCCGAGGACGAGGAGUUUGGGUUUGAUGCGUCCGACUCCACCCCGGAGGGCAUGGGGUACAAGUGGGAGCGGCAGCAGUAUCUGCUCAAGGAGGCCGAGCGCACCGCACACGAUGCCCGCCGCAACGUCGAAGACCUUCGCGUCGACCUCGAGGCAGCGCAAGCGUUUGUGGAGACGUCGACGAAGCGCAAGCAGGACCUUGAGGAGAAGGUGGAGGACCUCAAGACGCAGGAGGACGCGCUGCGCAAGGAGCAGAAGGAGCUGCGGGAAGCCAUCGACCGCCUCUCCGCACAGCUCUGA